AUGCAGAAAGGCAGGGUGGCAGUGCUUCAGGCUUGUCGCUCGGAUGGACGUUUGCUACCAGAGGGAAGAGGUUCAGUCACAGAAUUGACACCAACUGAAGUUGAAAGCCCUCACGGUGGGUAUGGAAAAGUCGGAUCACACGUCAUAGUUGGUCUGAAAACAGUCAGAGGAACGAAGCGUGUCCGAGACCAUGCAAUGUAUUGGCCGAUCAGACGCAUAUGCAUCAUUCUACGACUUGAAUCGGAGACGUACGUUCCACUACCAAAGGGCGAUGUGCAUAAGCGGGAGGAAUUGGUCCAAAAUGUUGCGCUGGGUGACCUCGGUGCGGCUAGCGUACGACCACAGGACGAUCAGGAUAUCAUGAACGUCAUGGGCAGCCAAUGCGGUCGGUCGGAGAUCACGGAAAUCUGCGAAGAAGUGAGCGAAGCUGUGAAAGGUUACGUUAACCAAGGUGUCGCAGAGGUGAUACCAGGUUGUCCUCUUCAGCGACGUGUCACCAUCGAUGAACACGACAGCCUGGUAUCACCCCGUAUGCAAUGCCAUUUGUUGGAUUCUUGCUGUGAGAAGCUUGACGUCGCACUGGACAAUGCGCUUCUCAAGUCGCUCACAGCAUCGACAGUUAUACUUGCUACUAACAGGGACAAAGCCGCUGUCUCGCUUUGCGACUUUUCAACAACAACAGGUCUCACCCGGAUAAUUGCUCAGGCAGCCCAAUUAUGCGCCAAUGUCGAGGGACUCUGA
This is a messenger RNA of Pisolithus orientalis, 741 nucleotides long. Its product is annotated as TIP49 C-terminus-domain-containing protein. The coding region runs from base 1 to 741 and encodes 246 amino acids. Gene Ontology annotation, cellular component: Swr1 complex; NuA4 histone acetyltransferase complex; Ino80 complex. NCBI's taxonomy places the organism in Eukaryota, Fungi, Basidiomycota, Agaricomycetes, Boletales, Pisolithaceae. The transcript has 4 exons. Gene Ontology annotation, biological process: regulation of transcription by RNA polymerase II; chromatin remodeling; box C/D snoRNP assembly. Gene Ontology annotation, molecular function: DNA helicase activity; ATP binding. The record is from RefSeq and is a predicted model, not a curated record.